Messenger RNA from Rhodamnia argentea, 1122 nucleotides. Its product is annotated as serine/threonine-protein kinase/endoribonuclease IRE1b-like. The transcript is spliced from 6 exons. Bases 1 to 1122 code for a protein of 373 amino acids. NCBI's taxonomy places the organism in Eukaryota, Viridiplantae, Streptophyta, Magnoliopsida, Myrtales, Myrtaceae. The record is from RefSeq and is a predicted model, not a curated record. Gene Ontology annotation, molecular function: protein serine/threonine kinase activity; ATP binding; RNA endonuclease activity. Gene Ontology annotation, biological process: endoplasmic reticulum unfolded protein response; mRNA processing; protein phosphorylation.
AUGAAAACCUUCCCUUUUGGUCACGUUGAUGUAGAGGAGGGCACUGUCAACUUCAUACACAUGCGCCCACACCGAAAUGUGGUAUCUAUUCACAAAGUAAUCCAGAGCUACAGGGGAUACGGGUUAAUUGUUCAAGAGCGAUGUGAUUUUAGUCUGCAGAAUCUCAUCGUCGCACUCCGCCCUUCUUCUGAUUUCGAUAUGAUGCCUGGUGAUGCACCCGCAGUGGUUGUUCACAAAAAGAAGCUUUCAUCUCUCAAGGAUAGGAUGCGGAAGUUUGAGUUGUGGACAGCUAAUGGUCAUCCCUCGCAGACGUUGUUGAAACUAAUGGAGGAUGUGGCAUUAGGACUGGAUCACUUGCAUAAGUCUGGUAGAGUUCAUGGAGACUUGAGACCUGAAAAUGUGUUGAUUGUUGAAGAAGAUCAUGAACGCAGGGAUUACCGGAUAUCAAACUUGGAUGGGAAAUCUUGCCCCUGGUCGUGCAAAACAGUUACUUCAUGGUCAGAGCCCAACACCGGAAACAGACAUCAUCAAUUCGAUGACUUUCGAGAUCCUGACGAGAAUACUAAGAAAAAUAGUGAGAAUCACGAUAUAGAAAAAUUGGAUUUGAACGUCGAAGUCAAGCUCCUCAUCAAGCGUUUGCUAAAUCCGCUUCCUCAGUCGAGGCCAACCAUAUCAGACGUGCUUAUUGAUCCAGCUUUUUGGAGUCCAAGCAAGAGGAUGGACUUUUUAUCUGAAUUCUUCGCUACUGUACUGAAGCUAAGGAGAGAUGAUCCACAAAGCAUGGUUCUUACAAUAUUAUCUAACAAGAAGCACAAUUUCUUUGAUGUAACGUGGACAGAGGGUUGGAAAUCCGGCAUAGAGGAUCGUUAUUUGGCUAUCCUAGCAGAUGCAAAUGUGCACUAUAACUUUCAGUCUGCCGAGCACUUAUUGCGAAUGGUGAGGAACGUGUGGGCUCACAGGCAGGAAGUUUCAACAGACCUGGAGGCGCGGUCCGGCGAGAGUUUAGAGACAUUCUUCACCAAAAGAUUCCCCAAUCUCUUGAUGGAGUCAUACCAAGUGGCUUUCAAAUACUUACAAAGAAAUCGAUACCUUGGGAAGUUCUUUACAAGGGACAAGCGUUGA